GUAGUACUGCGACGUGUUUUGUUUUCUCCCAGCUAUCUUUUUCUCCUUCGUCUUCGCUUUAACUUUUCCCAUCCCAAGAAAAGUCUAGAUCUAAUUAAAAUUUUCAAAUCCCAAGCAGCAUUUACUCUGCACAUUUUAGAAUCGCCAGGUUAGGUGUUCAUUUCAAUUUUCUUUUCUUUUUUUUUGCUUUUUCGUCUUUUUUGCUCAUUGUUGACAGUCAUUCCAUCACCAAAACAAAAUUAAUUUUUUAGGUUUUUUUUUUUUUCACAUACUUUCUAACGCAAAUGCAUCGGCAAUAUGCGAUCAUUUAUUUGUUUUUAUCUCAAUAUAGGGUUCCGAAUUACGAACGAGAAAAACUUAGGGUUCUGAUUACUGUUAAAGCAUUAUUAUUGGGUGUUUCUUAUUUUCUUUUUCAUAAACUUUUUUUUUAUACUUGGUACUCUGUUGCAUAAACGUCGAGGAUGGAUUAAUAGAUAUUUCUUCUCUGUUUUCUUGAAUGAUUGUUGCUUGAUAUGAGGAGGAUUCUCAAGGGCUCCCAACACAUUUUUUCCUAAGUGCAAUUGUUUGAUUACGAUCAACAAAAACGCGUGGUGUUUCUUUCUAGCCCACUAUGUCCAACAGAGUGUAAGUGUAGUCGAAUUCCAUUCAGCUGAGAAAACGACGUAGUGUCUAGACACUAACCUUUGAAUGGUAUUUAGGGUACAUGUUUAUAGGUGGAGAAUUCAUGUAAGCUGGAAUUAUAGGCUAAAUGGUGGUUUGUUUAUAUAGAAUAAUUGAUUUUGUUUUUAUCAGUCUGUUGUAAAACCAAAUUGAUUUUUCUAGAUGAUGUUAGAAAGAUAUAUUAUAGAGAAUAAUAAAGGAAUAACGAAGAAAAAGGUGGAAAUCUAUUGGAUCAAUAAGAACUCACCAGAAGUCCUUCUGCAUGCCUAACAUUUUAUUGAUAAUACUCUCUCUAAUAUAGAUUUUGUUUUCUUCUGCAUAUGCGUCAAAACCACGAAAGGUGUAUAGAUGCAAUUGAAUUAACUUCAAGGGUUAUAUGAAUAAUCAGUGAUACAUGUCAAGUCAAAAGACUAAUCAUUUUGUAUAUAUAUAAAAAAUCAGUUAACAUUUUUGUUACAGGGGAAUUUUUGUUUUAAAUGGAAGAGAGAUCAAAAUGUUUGCAAAUAGAAGUAGAAGGGGAGCUCCCAGCUAUACUGACAGAAGCUACAACAGAAGUGGUUAACUUUGACAAUCACAAAGAGAAUAGUCUUCCUCGUCCUCCUCGCUUCAUCAGUCGUUUUCAUCCUUCUCAUGCCUCUACCUCUGAUUUGAAUGGUCUAGAAGCAUCAAGUUUAUCAGCGAGCAAAACAAUGGAAGCUCACAAUGAGGAUCUCAAAGAGACAAAACCCGGGAUGACGAUCAAUCAUCAAAGGAAGACAUCACUUCCAAUGCCAACUUCACCAAUUGAUCAUAUGAUCGCUGAUCCUACAUCUUCAUCAUCCGACAACAACAAAAACGGUGGGUCAACUGGAAAAUCCGUUAAGUUUCUCUCUCAGCCGGUGACCAAAGUCCCAUCCCUCUACAUUGAAACCUGCAAAGAUAAUGAUAAUGAUAGUCUUCGCCCUGAUAAUCAUCAACAUCAACAUCAUCAUCAGCAACAUCACCAGAGCGGUCAACUUCAAAAUCAAAAGCCUGCAUCGCAUAAGCUUAAGGAUCACAGGUACAACUCAUUCAAGACUUGGUCAGGGAGACUUGAGAGACAAUUCACAAGAAAACCAGCUUCUAUACCGGAGACACCAAACCGGGCUAAGGAGCAUUUAAAUACUAAUCAUGAAGCCAUGCCUGUGGAUCGAUACUUCGCUGCCUUAGAAGGUCCUGAAUUGGAGACUCUCCGGUCUCAAGAAGAGAUCGUUCUACCAAGUGAACAAACAUGGCCAUUCCUUCUCCGCUUCCCGAUAUCCACCUUCGGUGUGUGCCUUGGAGUGGGCAGCCAAGCCAUAAUGUGGAAAACCCUAGCCACUGCGAAGCCAACAAAGUUCCUACACGUAUCCCUCUGGAUACACCGGAGUCUCUGGUUCAUCUCGGUCGCAUUAGUUCUCAUCAUCGCCACUAUUUACCUCCUCAAAAUCAUCCUCUACUUCGAAGCCGUACGCCGCGAAUACUACCAUCCCAUCAGAAUCAACUUCUUCUUCGCGCCUUUCAUUUCAUUACUCUUCUUAGCCUUAGCGGUCCCACCUUUUAUAGUUACAGACUUGCCACAGUUCCUUUGGUACGUCCUCAUGUUUCCUUUCAUCUGUCUCGAGCUCAAGAUUUACGGACAGUGGAUGUCGGGUGGUCAACGCAGGCUCUCCCGAGUCGCCAACCCGACCAACCAUCUCGCAAUCGUUGGGAACUUUGUAGGGGCGUUGCUUGGUGCAAGAAUGGGCCUUAGGGAAGGACCAAUAUUUUUCUUCACCGUUGGGAUGGCUCAUUACUUGGUUCUGUUUGUGACAUUGUACCAAAGACUACCGACCAAUGAGACUUUGCCUAAAGAUCUUCACCCUGUGUUCUUCCUUUUUGUUGCCGCUCCAAGUGUUGCUUCCAUGGCUUGGGCUACGAUCACUGGCUCCUUCAACUAUGGCUCCAAAGUCUGUUACUUCAUCGCCAUGUUCCUCUAUUUCUCCUUGGCGGUUCGGAUUAAUUUCUUUCGUGGAAUCAAGUUUUCGUUGUCUUGGUGGGCGUAUACAUUUCCAAUGACUGGGGCUGCAAUUGCAACCAUCAGCUACGCAGCAGUAGUGAGGAACACUAUGACUAAAGUACUGUGUGUGAUCCUCUGUGCCAUUGCGACACUAGUUGUUUUCGCACUCCUCGUGACCACGAUCAUCCAUGUCUUUGUCCUCGGAAAUCUUUUCCCCAAUGACAACGCUAUAGCCAUCAGCAACCGCCCAAGAUCCAAACAGACUAACCACCACCGUUGGCUCGAACAGUUUAGAAACGUAAGCUCAGAGACCAUCGAAAAUUACUUGAAAUUCGCAGACUCCGACAGUAAUGAUCUAGAAGCUGCCAUUGACAAAAUUCAAGAGAAUAAUUCGGCACAAUAAAAAAAUCAUAUCAUGUGUAUAGUCAGAGUCGUAGUAUACGAUUUUUGGUUUUGACUUGGUGUCACUGUGGCUGACACAAGUGAGGAACCUAGUAACGUAAACUGUUGGUUGCUAUGGUUCUAAUGAGCAUGUGUAAACUUGUAGUAACAAAAAGUAGGGAUGUCUACAAGGGUGAACUGAUCUAAAUCAGAACCAAUUUCUCCUAAGCUGGAUUUGUUAGCGGUUAACCCAAUACAGUAUGUAAAAACUUGUUUAGUUCCAAUAAAUAAAAAAGUUUUUGACUUUCGAGAGGCUAUAAUCAUUUGAUCGGCAAAUCUACAAAUGCUAUGGAGACCAACCAAAGCCAUUGAUGUCGUUCAACAAAAAGGAUCUGGAUCCGUGACAACUUACAAAUCAACAGAAUCAUCAUUUAAAAUGUAAUUCUGCAAGAAAAGUUAUUCUCUGUCAACACGAAGCUACUGCUUCUUGCAUCAAAAGCUAACACGGGAGGCUCAAACCACUCCUUGUGCCGUCUCUUAUUAGUUUUUUUUUCUUCAUUUUAUUCAUAAAUCAAGUUUUCUCAUACGAUACAGUACACACGUUUCAGUUGUUUUUAUGCAUUUAUUUCAUACACAACAAUAACAUUCCAUUGUUUUGUCAAAAAAAAAGAAAAACAAUAACAUUCCAUUGGCUGACCUUGACGUGUUAUAAAAAUUUGAAAUUGUCAACCAUAUAUUAUCAAUAGGUUAUACAAAAAAUCAAUAGAUUAAUAUGACUAAUAAAUCUAGUGGUAUUGUAGAUUGUACUACUGUACGUCUCUUUCAAUAUAAGUCAACUGUACUUCAGUUCGUUAUUCAUAAAAUCAGAAUGUACUUCCAAUGUCUAAUCUGGAAUGUCAACUCUGCAUGAUCAAUAAGAUUCUCUUUAUUUCAAAUAUUUCUAACCAAUCGGAUUUAUCCUUUGGUCUGGUUUAUUCUUAUCCUCAAUGAAUUCUACAAAUGUGUAUGUGUCCAAAAGAAGAUGCAACAUCUUUAGCAAAAAAAAAAGUAAUUAACCACCUCGUGAAUCUAUCUAUACUAUUAUUUAUGAAGUGAUUUUGCUGAUUUGUCACAUUCUCCAUGAUUUUAGCUAAUUUUGCUUAUUUGUCAUAUUAUUAUUAGUUUUUAAUUUAAAUAUUUAAUUUAUUAAUUUAAAUAAUAUAAAUAUUUCGAAUUUUUUAAUUAAUUUAUUAAUUUAAAUAGUAUAUUGUUUCGAACUUUCUAAUUGGAAUUAUAAUUAUUUUAACUUUCACAAGUUUCUUAUUAGUUUUUAGCUUAAAUCGUUAAUUUAUUCAUUUAAAUAAUAUAACUAUCUCGAAAUUUCUAAUUGGAACUAAAAUUAUAAUUGUUUUAACUUUCACAAGUGAAGACUAAUUCUUGUUUUCAUGUGAUGUAAGAUGUUUUAAAUUUUAUAGUUCCAUUUUUUUCAUUCAUUCCAAAUUACCGGUUAUAGUUUUAUUUCAUCAUUUAGGUACAGUGUUUUCUGGUUGUUUCAAUUGCUUGGGUUAUCUUCAUGAUAUCACUUUCAUUCUGAUGAAUGCUCUCUUUUCAGUGGUUCAAUCAUUUUGUGCAGAUCAAACAAUAUUUUUUUGUCAAACAAUAUUAUUCUUUGAGUUAUUUGCAUUAAGGACUAUAUGAACAACAUCAAAGCUUCAUUCUCUCUUUAGCUGUAGAUCCUUUUUUGGGUUCUUGACAUCUAUAUUUAUGUACUUUCGAUAUUUGUUUUCUGUUUAGUUGGAAUUUUAUGUUUUUCUUUCUUUCAUUGACUUUAAAAGACUAGGAAGCAAAUCGGUUUUGCUAUAUGCAGUUUAGAAUUAUGAAUUAGUUAUUCUAAAUUAUUUAAUGGCAGUUAUUUCACUUAUAUGUUUUAUUACUGUUUAAUUUAUAAGAAAACUUAUGCUUUGAUAUUAAUUUUAAAGAGUUGCUUAUGUAAUCAUGUUAAUUAUGAAUAUGUGUUCAAUGGUUUAAUCUCUAAAACGGCUAAAGUAGAUAUAUUUUUGAUGAAUAAUUAGAUUUAUUAUUAUAUAAUUAACUAUAAUAAUAAUAAAACUAUUUUUUUCUAUUUUUUUGUUUAUUAAAUGUAAACUAAUGAAAUAUUUUGAUAACUCAAUGUAUAUAUUUAUCAAGUAAACCAAUGAAAUAUUAUCAUUAUCUCAAUUGUUUUUUUAAGUUUUUUUUCUAAAUUAUCAUCGAACUUUAUUUUUUAUUUACUUUUUAUUUAUUUUAUUUUUAUUUGGAUUUGCGUGUUUCAAUGUUUGUUGGUAAUUUAAUACAUUUUUCUGGUUCAAAAAUACAAAGUAGAUUAAGAGAGACCAAAAGUUCACAUUCUUCGUUGUCUAAAAUAGAAGUUCACAUUCUUAUUUUACUUUAUUGUGUGUAAUAUUUGUUAUGUGAUUAUGCUUUCAUGGUUUUAUAGUUUUAUACCUUUCCUUUGUACUAAGAAGACGUAGACCGAGAUAAAAAUCAAAGAAAAAUAAAAUGAUUAAAAAUAUAAAGAAUAAGUUAUUGUCAUGUUUAAAUCAUAAGAAAUAUAUUAAUAACUAUUAGUAAAACGACAUGCGGGCAAAACAUCUAGUUGGAUUUAAAUACCGAAUGUAUUAUUUCAAAAAGUAUUAAUAUUACACUGUGAUUGCUAAGAAACAAAAUUAUUAGUACUACAUAAUCUUUUUCUAAUGCAGAGAUAAAUUAUUAGCUAAGAACAAGUAAAUGUGUAGUACACCAAGCAGUACCAAUUUGUCCAAGCAUGAAUCAUGCCUUUUUGGCCCCUUGCCUUGUAGAAUGUUCUCAAAUCUCAUAUCUCUAAACCCUAGCUCAUUCUUUAGUAAAUAAAUGACGUUUAAUAACUAGUAAUAUUGAUUGGGAACCAUCUUGUACCUCCCUUUGACUACAACAAAAAGUAUCUCUCGUUUCUCUAAUAUAAUAGUUACACAAUCAUAUUAGCUUUAUUUUCAACGAGAUUUCACCCCUUCAUGAAAGUAAGUGAGAAUUCUUGUAUUUAUUUGCCUCAUAUAAUGAUUAGAAAUAUGUUGCAUCAAAGAAUAACUGAGUUUUUGCUAUGGAGCCGCAAAUUUUGUAUUCGUAACUAUGUGUUACACGUUUAAACUAUUGGGGUAAUCUAUGAAACUAUCAUAUGUUACUUACUCCAAGUACUAAAAUGUGUUUAUAUGUGACCAGGGCAUAUGUUUAUAUGUGACAAGGACAUGCCAUUUAG
Messenger RNA from Brassica napus (rape), 6287 nucleotides. RefSeq names its product S-type anion channel SLAH3-like. The transcript has 5 exons. Gene Ontology annotation, cellular component: membrane. Gene Ontology annotation, molecular function: voltage-gated monoatomic anion channel activity. The record is from RefSeq and is a predicted model, not a curated record. Lineage: Eukaryota; Viridiplantae; Streptophyta; Magnoliopsida; Brassicales; Brassicaceae. The coding region runs from base 1137 to 3059 and encodes 640 amino acids. Gene Ontology annotation, biological process: transmembrane transport; intracellular monoatomic ion homeostasis.